GACUUUCUAUGCUUUGAGAGCUGCAGGCGGAUCCACGUAGAAAGGGGGCGUCUUAAAUCAGAGACGACCAUUCAAAACCGGCAGAAGGAAAAAAAAAAGAAAAAAGAAGCAACUCCCCGAUCCAUCCAUCCAUCUCUUCUCCCAGAUCACUCAGCACCCACCGGUGGCCCACCAACGAGCGACCCGCAGAGAAAACACCAAGAUGGCCCCGAUCUCCAUCAAAACCGUGCUGAUUAGUGAAAGUGUCGACCCUCGCUGCAAGACGAUUCUGGAGGAAAAUGGCAUCCGAGUCACGGAGAAGCAGAACAUGACUAAGGAUGAAUUAAUCGCGGAGAUAAAGGACUAUGAUGGCCUCGUGGUUAGAUCUGCAACCAAGGUAACAGCUGAUGUUAUCAGUGCUGCUAAUAAUCUCAAAAUUAUUGGAAGAGCUGGGACCGGUGUGGACAACGUAGAUGUUCCUGCCGCUACCAAAAAGGGCAUUAUUGUCAUGAACACGCCGAGUGGCAACACGAUCAGUGCUGCUGAGCUGACAUGUGCUCUGCUCAUGAGCCUCUCAAGAAAUGUGCCACAAGCAGCGAUGUCAAUGAAGCAAGGAAACUGGGAUCGCAAGAAGUUCAUGGGCGCAGAGCUGUACGGCAAAGUGCUCGGAAUAGUCGGACUUGGAAGAAUAGGAAAGGAGGUCGCCUCGAGGAUGCAGUCAUUUGGCAUGAGGACUAUUGGCUAUGAUCCAAUCACUCCUCCAGAGGUGUCAGCCAGCUGGGGAGUGGAACAGAUGUCUCUGGAGCAGCUCUGGCCCCAGUGUGACUACAUCACUGUCCACACUCCCCUGUUGCCCUCUACUGUCGGUCUGCUUAACGAUGAAAGCUUUGCCAAGUGCAAGAAAGGCGUGAAGGUUGUGAACUGUGCAAGAGGGGGCAUCAUCGAUGAGGAGGCUCUGCUCAGAGCCUUGGAGUCUGGACAGUGUGGAGGAGCAGGCCUUGACGUCUUUGUGGAGGAGCCACCUAAGAACCACUCACUGGUGGAGCAUCCCAAUGUCAUCAGCUGCCCUCACCUGGGAGCCAGUACGAAGGAGGCUCAGGCUCGCUGUGGGGAGGACAUUGCCCUGCAGAUCGUGGACAUGGUGAAGGGAAAGAACCUGGUCGGAGCAGUAAAUGCUCAGGUCUUGGCUAGCACGUUCUCCCAGGAGUCGCAGCAACUGAUUAAACUCGGAGAAGCCGUUGGAUCUGUUCUUCAGUCUUUCAGCGCGUCUAAGAAACCAUUCAGUCACGUUCAAAUUACUACACAAGGGGAUUGUAUGAAGUCCUCCACUGGUUACAUGACUUCAGCUGUGCUGGUGGGUUUACUCAAUCAUGAAUCAGGAUGUUGCCCGAACCUCAUCAACGCGCUGAGCUUAGCUAAGGAAACUGGAAUCACGGUUUACCAGGCCCACUGUGCAUCUGCCGGGGCCACUGAAGGCGUGUGUAAGGUGGAGAUUGCGGCCAAUGGCUGCAGCUACAAAGCCAGCGGUUCAGUUCAAGGUGGAGCACCUGUCCUCCUGGAGCUGUGCAACAGUGUGUUCAGACAGCCCAUCUCUCUCACUGGAAAUCUGCUGUUCUUUAAGGCCCCUGCGAAUCCUCAACUCCUGUCCUCACUGGCUGGAGUGUUGGCCACAGAGGGAGUGGAGAUUGAGUCUUUCAGUGCUCCUGCAGACCGCUCUGGGGAUCUGUGGUAUUGUGUGGGGGUGUCCUCUCUCUUGAGAGAUCUCAGUGCCUUGAACUCCGUGGUGAAGGAUGCAGCGCAGCUCAGCUUUUAAAUGACAGCGCAAAGCACUUACAGAGGCACUGAAUAGCAUUCAGGAUGUGAGAUCUGUAACAUUUUCAGGAGCGUCUAAUAUAAAUGAUCCGGUCUUUGUGUUUACAGCUAACAACUUGUGCAGAAGUUGCAGUUUAAAACCUGCAUUUUAUAACAUUCCAGUGUUUAGAUGUUUUUAUUAACUUGUAGAAGUAGAAAUUAAAUAAAAAUGUUUGUUGUACGCUGCUCAGUUUGUUUGAUCCUCUUAAAGAAGACUUUCUAAUAUGAACGCCUUAUAUUUUAAUAUUUUAAAAAUACUUCACUACACAGCUCGAGUUCAGUACGACAGCCUUUCAAUAAUUCCUCUAUUAAAAUGUUCAAUGUG
This is a messenger RNA of Maylandia zebra (zebra mbuna), 2155 nucleotides long. RefSeq names its product phosphoglycerate dehydrogenase (gene phgdh). Gene Ontology annotation, molecular function: phosphoglycerate dehydrogenase activity; NAD binding. The record is from RefSeq and is a predicted model, not a curated record. Gene Ontology annotation, biological process: L-serine biosynthetic process. Lineage: Eukaryota; Metazoa; Chordata; Actinopteri; Cichliformes; Cichlidae.